This is a messenger RNA of Exophiala aquamarina CBS 119918, 1179 nucleotides long. RefSeq lists its product as uncharacterized. The record is from RefSeq and is a predicted model, not a curated record. The transcript has a single exon. Bases 1 to 1179 code for a protein of 392 amino acids. NCBI's taxonomy places the organism in Eukaryota, Fungi, Ascomycota, Eurotiomycetes, Chaetothyriales, Herpotrichiellaceae.
AUGGCUCAGCCCAUGACUGCUCACUCAAGCUUUUUCUAUCUUGUCGAGAACAUUCCGGAUUGGCAGAAAGAAGUCGACCUUUUGACCGAACGAGCUUCCGCUAAGAAUGGAGAGUUCAGGGCGGAUUACACUCGACUUGUAAAUCAAAUCAAGACACGACGUAAAAAAUCGCCCUCCAUCACCUCCAUCCAUACUCUCGACGAUUUCGAACGGCCGAGCUCCGAGCAUGCUUCUCUCGGUGCACCAACUGAUACUAAGGAUCUACCUUCACCUCCCGACUGUCUUGAGAUUGACCCUUUGGAGGCUGGAAAUCGGCAUCUCUAUUCCCAGUCACGGAGGAAAAGGAAGACUGGCCCUUCAGUUCGCUCAGGAGCCUCUGGGCCUCCAAAGAGCCGGGCCAAGAACCAAGUUGUGGUAUACUAUGAUGGCUUCCUUCAGGAACACCUAGACGCCUUGGUGAAGCAGGUGGGAAGUGGACGAAAUAACCUCCGGAAAGGAAAAAACGCCCUUGUAGCUGCCCAGGGCUUCAAGCUCCCAUCCCUCACCCGCCCAACAGCUCCAGGCUACACCUCUAUUGAAGAUAUACGAAGCACACUGACCUCGCGCAGUACACCUGGAUUAUUGGCUGGAAAGAAGCUAGCCCUCACCGUCCAACCCGACACUCCUGACCAUGAAACUGCAUUUCUUCGAGUCGAUAAGGAGCUCGAGUCAGUGCAGUCACUUUGUGAAGUGGCCGCCCAUCAAUUCCUUCGAGAUGGUGAUUGUCAGACCGAAAUGGCCUCCAUCAAGCAGAAGCUGCGAGACAUCUUAGGACGUGCAACGGCCACAGCUGAAGAUCUAAAGAAACUUGCCGAUGAACAGUCGAGCCAUAUCUCCAAUGUUCAAGGGGAUACUCAACACGGUGCCUCGGAUUAUAGUCCACCUUCCACCUUUGCCCUCGAGCCAUCGUGGGCUCAUCCACAUAAAUUAAACUCACAGCCUCCACACGCCAUCAACAACACACUGAACGACAUGACGGCUCGAGGGAUGUUCUUCAGUGCCCCGGAUAUUUCGUUUGGUUCACCUCAAGCACCUAUAGUUGCCGACGAUAUUGAGGUUGACGAUGAGAGUGACCAAGAGGACAUCCUGGUGGAUAUCACCGCCUUCCGCCUAGCCAAGGCAAGACAAACACGAGUAUAA